This is a messenger RNA of Dermacentor andersoni, 1424 nucleotides long. Its product is annotated as gastric triacylglycerol lipase-like. NCBI's taxonomy places the organism in Eukaryota, Metazoa, Arthropoda, Arachnida, Ixodida, Ixodidae. Gene Ontology annotation, biological process: lipid metabolic process. Gene Ontology annotation, molecular function: hydrolase activity, acting on ester bonds. The record is from RefSeq and is a predicted model, not a curated record.
UGGGAAUCAAGGACGUUGACUGACGGACAUAGGUAGAUGCCAUGCGUCCUGCAGAGUUUCGAACUGGGACUUUGGCGCCUGAGUGGCGGCGCUUCUGCUUAGGUGGCGGUUAGCGCACGCUGGGUCAUUACAAUGGUACGACAGGCGUUCUUGAGAUUGCUCUUUUUAGGCAUGUUGGCAUGCGCGCUCGUAGAGAGGACCAUGGCGGGUAGACUGCUCAACAAGCUGCUCGGCGGAAGCUCGGACGUCGAGGAAGACGCCAAACUAAGUCCGGCUGGUCUGAUGCACAAGAACGGCUACCCGGUCCAAGUGCACCACGUGAUCACCGAGGACGACUACAUCCUCGAAGUGGACAGGAUGCCGUACGGCGUGGAAGGUGACACGCCUAACCAGAGGCCGCCCGUGCUGUUGGUUCACGGGAUCGUUUCCUCGGCUGCAGACUUCGUCAUCAACAAGCCUCACCAGAGCGCAGGCUUUCUUCUAGCGGACAGAGGAUUCGACGUAUGGCUUAUCAACAGCAGGGGGACGCCGUACUCCAACUACCACAAGACGCUCACCACGGAGGACUCGGAAUUUUGGGAAUGGAGCUUUGACGAGAUCGGUCGCUACGACUUGGCGGCAACGAUUGACUACGUUACCCACGUCACAGGAUUUAUGAACAUCAGCAUCGUUGCGUGGUCUCAAGGCUUCACGGAAAUGCUGGUGCUUCUUUCGACGAGACCCGAAUAUAACGCCAAGGUAAAUCUCGUGGCAGGCUACGCACCGGUGGGAAACAUCUCUCACAUCGAAACGCCGCUCACUCUUCUGGGUCCCGUCGCCGAGCUCAUUGCCUCGGUAUUCCACCACUUCACCAAGGGAGGCCUCCUGACGUCCACUCCCACGACCCAGUUCCUGAUCACUCAGUUCUGCAACAAUGUUUUCCGUGGGGCCUGUUUCCUACCAGUCAACGUUGCCGUGGGGGCAAGCCGAGAACAGUUGAACAAGACCCGGAUACCCGUGUACCUUGCCCACAUGCCAGCGGGAACGUCAAUACGUAACAUAAUUCAUUACACGCAGAUGUACAGAGCGCAGAAUUUUAUUAUGUACAACUACGGUUUCGAAGAAAAUUUGAUACGAUACAACCAGCCUGAACCCUACGAGUACCCUCUGGAACACAUCUUCGCACCCAUUGCUCUCUUCACCGGCGCCGCGGACCGCUUCGCCGAUCCGAAUGACGUGCAAAGCCUGAGGAGUCGAAUAGGCGACGCCAUCGUCUUUGACUACGAGAUUCCGCAGGACACGUUCAUGCACCUGGAUUUCGUCGUCGGCUACGACGCCACCGUGAUGCUCCACGAACCCAUGGUUGCGCUCGUUCAAGGCUUCAACGAGCCGCUUCCUUGGCCCCUGUACAAGCGACGGUGACGAGCGUACACCUUACGUUGAAA